Messenger RNA from Medicago truncatula (barrel medic), 2745 nucleotides. Its product is annotated as protein tesmin/TSO1-like CXC 2. The record is from RefSeq and is a predicted model, not a curated record. Bases 188 to 2524 code for a protein of 778 amino acids. Gene Ontology annotation, molecular function: DNA-binding transcription factor activity. NCBI's taxonomy places the organism in Eukaryota, Viridiplantae, Streptophyta, Magnoliopsida, Fabales, Fabaceae. The transcript is spliced from 10 exons.
CACAAACAAAAUAAAAACCCUUUCUUCUCCCGCUCUCUCCCCUUCUUGAAUUUAUUCAUUCUUCUUCUUCUUCUUCUUCUUCUUCUCAUCAUCCUCAAAUGUAACAAACAAACACCACAACAUUUUAUUAUCUUCUAGUCUAGAGAAAAGUGUGUUUGUGUGUGUGUGUGAUUUCCCUCUCUGAAAUAUGAACAUGAAUAUCAAUAUGGAUACCCCAGAGAGGAACCAGAUCAACACCACCCUCUCUAAGUUCGAGGAUUCACCAGUAUUCAACUAUAUCAACAAUUUAUCUCCUAUAAAGCCAGUUAAAUCUGCUCACAUAACUCAGACUUUCAAUUCACUUAGCUUUUCAUCGCCUCCGUCUGUUUUCGCAUCGCCUCAUGUUACCUCUCUCAAGGAGUCUAGAUUCCUACGCAGACAUAACCAGCCGGAAGAAUCAAAGGCUAAAGAUUCAUAUGAAGAUGUAAAUAAAUUGUACUCAAAUGAUGGGGCUAUUGAAGAGCCUACUCUUUCGCGUCAUAACUCGAGGGAAUUGGAUGAAAGUGCUGAACAACUGAUUUCAGUAGGAGAUGUUUCUAUUGAGCUAUCUAAUGAAGAAACGAAAUUUACCGAUGAGCUACCACAAUCAUUACAGUAUAAUUGUGGUAGUCCUGGUUAUGAUCCUACACUUUGUGGUGAUGAGGAUAACACACUUUUGGAAUUGUCUGGUGAAGCCGUAUCAGAUGAUGCAUAUCCUCAGGGAGGUUGUGUAACAGAUUCAGUUGAGGCUGAAUUGCAUUUUCAAGGCACAAGUCAGAUCGAUCGAAAGGGUGAAAGUUCAGACUGUGAUUGGGAUGGUUUAAUUCCCAAUUCUGCUAAUAUGUUAAUUGAAGCAGAAGCUUUUAAGGGUAUGAUGCAGAAAUCAUCAGGCUCUCCUAUACGACUCAGCGAUUUUGUCCCCCUGCUACAACAAUGUACCAGGAAUGAUGAUCAGAAGAUUUACAUGGUUGAUUCAGUUGCUUCUAGUUCUCAACAUGAAAUUGAAAAUCAUUGUUCUGAGCUAGUAGCCGCAACGGACACUGACCAUACACAGGACAAUCUUGCCAAUGGUUCUUCGAUGACCGGCAAUUCAAAUGAGAAAAUGGAUAAUGAGCUUGUUUCUGUCACACACCGUGGUAUUCGGAGGCGCUGUCUUGACUUUGAGAUGGCCAGUGUGCGAAGGAAGAUUGCAGAUGAUAAUUCAAACACCAACUCUAGUACACAACAGUCUGAAACAAUGAAUGCUGCUAAUGAAAACCAAUUGCUCCCUGCAAAACGCAACGCAAAUUCACAAAGGUGCAUUUUGCCGGGUAUCGGUUUACACUUGAAUGCACUUGCUUCCGUAAAGGAUCACAAAGGCAAAGAAAUUGAAAAUUUGACUUCUGGAAGACAACUCAGCCUGACCAGCUCUACAUCAUUGCUACUCUCUGCAUGCCAAGAACAUCAGCAUCUAUCGGUCGUAUCUGUAUCAAUAUCAUCUGAAAGAGAAUUGGUCCCAUCUGACAACGGGGUUCAGCCUACCGAAGAUUGUCCCCAGCCAAUAGCUUACAUGGCUACUGAAGAUUUCAAUCAGAAUAGCCCCAAAAAGAAAAGGCGUAAGUCAGAGCCAGUCGGAGAAAUUGAGGGCUGCAAACGUUGUAAUUGCAAGAAAUCAAAGUGCUUGAAGCUUUAUUGUGAGUGUUUUGCUGCUGGUGUCUACUGCAUAGAACCUUGCUCCUGUCAAGAAUGCUUCAACAAACCUAUCCAUGAAGAUACCGUUCUUCAAACUCGCAAGCAAAUUGAAUCCCGCAACCCUCUUGCAUUUGCUCCUAAAGUCAUCCGAAGUGCUGAUUCUGUGCCUGAAACUGGGAUUGACCCAAACAAAACUCCAGCUUCAGCACGCCAUAAAAGAGGAUGCAACUGCAAAAAAUCAAACUGCCUAAAGAAAUAUUGUGAAUGCUAUCAGGGUGGUGUUGGUUGCUCCAUUAGCUGCAGAUGUGAAGGGUGCAAGAACGCAUUUGGUAGAAAGGAUGGUUCUGCUUCUAUAGGGAUAGAAGGCGAGACAGAAGAAGAAACAGAAACUAGUGACAAGGGUGCAGAGGAAAAAGCUAUUCAAAAAACUGAAAUUCAGAAUAUCGAAGAUCAUCCUGAUUCUGCUGGGGUCUCAACACCUUUACGGCUUUCCAGGUCAUUGCUUCCGAUGCCUUUUUCAUCAAAGGGAAAGCCACCAAGAUCUUUUGUUACAACCCUCACUGGUUCUGGAUAUUUGACCAGUCAAAAGCUUGCAAAACCAAAUUCUCUUUGGUCUCAAUCUAAGACUUUUCAGACUGUUCCAGACGAUGAAAUGCCAGAAAUUCUCCGUGGUGGUGAUAGCUCUCCUAUAGCAUGCAUCAAAACUUCAUCUCCAAAUGGCAAAAGGAUCUCUUCGCCUAACUGUGAAAUGGGAUCGUCGCCUAGUCGCAGAGGUGGCAGGAAGUUGAUAUUACAAUCUAUUCCAUCGUUUCCUUCUCUCACACAUCACCCUUAGAAUGGUUACAAUUUUCCCUGUAUGUUAGCCAUCAUCCGUUCCCUGUCUUCAGUUAUGUUUUUAGUUUAUCGCAGCAAAAGUCAUGUUUAGAUUUUAUGUAUAUUGAGUUUGUUUCACUAUGGUAAUAAUAUGUUGUGUGUCAUCCAUAAUGUACUAUUCAAGUAAUGGUUAUAAUAAUUCCCGGGAUUAAUCUUUAAGUUUUCCUGUUGUGAUUUUGGACA